ACCUGGUACCAAGGCUGGCAAAAGGAGACUAAGGCUGGUGUCGUCAAGGGUAAGACUCUUUUGGAAGCCAUUGACGCCAUCGAGCCCCCUGCACGUCCCGUCGAGAAGCCCCUCCGUCUUCCUCUUCAAGAUGUCUACAAGAUCGGUGGUAUUGGCACAGUCCCCGUCGGUCGUGUCGAAACCGGUACUAUCAAGCCCGGUAUGAUUGUCACCUUCGCUCCUUCUGGUGUCACCACUGAGGUUAAGUCCGUCGAAAUGCACCACGAAUCUCUUGAAGCUGGUCUCCCCGGUGACAACGUUGGUUUCAACGUCAAGAACGUUUCCGUCAAGGACAUCCGUCGUGGUAACGUUGCUGGUGACUCUAAGAAUGACCCCCCUAUGGGCUGUGCUAACUUCACCGCUCAAGUCAUCAUUCUUAACCACCCCGGUCAAAUUUCUGCUGGUUACUCUCCUGUUUUGGACUGCCACACUUCUCACAUUGCUUGCCGCUUCAAUGAGCUCAUUGAGAAGAUUGACCGUCGUACCGGUAAGAAGCUUGAAGAAUCUCCCAAGUUCGUCAAGUCCGGUGAUGCUUGCAUCGCUCAAAUGGUUCCUACUAAGCCUAUGUGCGUUGAAGCUUUCACUGACUACGCUCCUCUUGGCCGUUUCGCCGUCCGUGACAUGCGUCAAACCGUCGCUGUCGGUGUCAUCAAGGCCGUCGAAAAGACUGCCCCUGGUCAAGCUAAGGUUACCAAGGCUGCCCAAAAGGCUGGUGGUAAGAAGUAAAUUGUAACUUGAUUGUUAGAUUUACUUUCCUAAACUUGGCAUCUGAAAGCAUGAUAUUUAAAAAGGUACUGGGUAGAAGGUGUUUUCUAGGGAUUACGUACUCAAACCUUUAAGAUUUAGAAUAUAAUUUCACUUGAAUAUCUAUGAUUCAGGUUAAUUGUACUGGUAAUUGAAUUCGGUUUUAAUCAGCUCAAGAGAUUAGUAAUUUGUGUAGAAGAAUGUAGUCUUUGGGUAGUGGGAAUAGUGAACGUUGA
Schizosaccharomyces cryophilus OY26 is the source of this 1019-nucleotide messenger RNA. Its product is annotated as elongation factor-1 alpha. The transcript has a single exon. Gene Ontology annotation, molecular function: GTP binding. NCBI's taxonomy places the organism in Eukaryota, Fungi, Ascomycota, Schizosaccharomycetes, Schizosaccharomycetales, Schizosaccharomycetaceae. The record is from RefSeq and is a predicted model, not a curated record. Bases 202 to 765 code for a protein of 187 amino acids.